This is a messenger RNA of Racocetra fulgida, 1170 nucleotides long. The record is from the annotation of a GenBank genome assembly. NCBI's taxonomy places the organism in Eukaryota, Fungi, Glomeromycota, Glomeromycetes, Diversisporales, Gigasporaceae.
AUGAAGUUUGAGAAUUCUUUUAAAGAUAAAGAAAGUGCUGGUAAAUUUCUUAAACGAAAGAAAAUAGGAAGACUUAUUGAUACCGGCAGAUUAGAAAUGGCAAAAAUAGUUUUAUCCGAACAAAAAAAGAUUAUUCACGUUUAUGACGAUCAAUGUCAAUUACUACAUUCUGCAAAAAGCAUCCAUGAAGCAGCAACACGUUUGAAUCUAUGUCCUACUCUCAUUAAACUUCAUUUAAAAAAGACUAGACCUUUGAUGGUUAAAAGUUUGGAUAAAUUUUAUUACAUUGUCACUGAUAUUGCAAAAAUUAAUGGAAUGAAUACAGAAGAAAGAGUAAAUUAUCUUAAAGAUGCGAACACUAUUUCUCCUACAGAUUAUGGGAAUAUUAAUAAGAAAACUUCUAAUAGUUCUGAAAAGUUAUCGUUGCCGGAACCAGAAUUCUUUGAUUCUAUUCGCCGUUUCGCUAGUGAUCAUUAUACAAAUACCUAUAAAUUACCCGAAAUGUUUGGCCAAAUGGAUGAAUCUGCUUUAUUGACAAUGGGUAUUGUAUAUUUACAAAAACAAGCAGAUAAUGUCGCCUCGGUAUUGACAAAAAAUGUUACUAUUGUUGUAUUGGGAGAUAUUGGGAGAUCUCCGAGAAUGCAAUAUCAUGCUUUAAGUUUUGCUCAAAAUGACUGGACAGUAGAUUUAGUAGGAUAUGAUGGGGCUAUAUCUACCUUGUAUGACCGGCCACAAUCGCAUUUCAAACAAUUGGAUUUAGAAGAAAUUCAUGAGCAAUCAAUUGAUUCGGGCUUUCUACCUCCUUCAUCUGCGACAUCGACCUUAUUGACUACCAAACCUUCACCAACUGCUCCCGCAAAAUACCGCAGUGACCGUCCUAUAUUAAUAGUUAGUAGUACAAGUUGGACUGCGGACGAAGACUUUUCAAUAUUAUUAAAAGCGGCAAAGCGAUAUGACCAAGCCACGGAUAAACUUUCCCAAAAGUUUCCCAAGUUAGUUUUUAUCAUAACGGGUAAAGGUCCCCUAAAGGAUAUGUAUGAGCAGGAAAUCAGCAAGAUGUCAUUGAAAAAUGUGAGAAUAGUGACAACAUGGCUACCUGCGGAAGACUAUCCUUUGAUACUAGGUAUGUAUGUAUUUCCUUCUAGUCAAGUAGAAAAGAUGGCCAUUUAA